Molecule: messenger RNA, 1767 nt
Organism: Mesocestoides corti
Lineage: Eukaryota; Metazoa; Platyhelminthes; Cestoda; Cyclophyllidea; Mesocestoididae
Source: the annotation of a GenBank genome assembly
AUGCAGGAUUCGGACGUCUCAUCGGUGUCAACACGCCUGCAUGAAUUACGAUCCAAGUCCGCGUUGAUCUCUGAGAUCCUCAAAGCAGCGGUUCUUCGUUACAACAAGUACAACCCCACUGUUUCUCCAAUGCCUUCAACGAUUACCCUGGCGUCGCCGCCGUCCCCACUCCCUUCAAAACCCACCACUCCGUCAGCAACGACGACUCAGGAACCUGCCCACAAGUCUCCUUCGUCUCCAAAUCCCGGACUUUGUUUCCACACGCGUAGAAUCACGGCAGCUGGCUCGGAGCAGUGCCUUUUGUGUUUGGUCAAAUCGGAGGACGCAAUCCUCUAUCAGCCCAUCCCACCACGCCAUCGGUGUCGAAGCGAGUCGACAGCAACUGUGAAACCCGUCAAAUGGGCGGCACCGUCCAGGCCGAACGCGGGAAUCUGCAGAACGCAGGUAGCUUCCAAUGCUUCCGCAUGGUCUUUUGCGGUGGAGAUGUGUUCAGGAAACGCCACUCCUGUCAGAAGCGGCUUGCACCUCGCGUCUGCCGUGAAGAAAGGUCAAAGUCAAUUUUGGCGCCUGACACACGGCAACUCGACGUCUCUUACUUCGCAAUCAUGCAGUCAAACGGAGUCACCCCUAACGACACCAAGUUCACCAUCGUUGCCACUCUUUCAUCGAUCAGCAAAACUCGUUGCUUGCGUAGCACCCACCACCGCUACAACUGGCGUCUCAACUACCGGUCCACCGUCCCAACGAUCUCCUCCCGAGGCUGCCACAAACCCCCAAUUUUGCCAAAAAGUCGUUCCUCGGCCCACUCUCUUUGCAGUUCUUGAGGAGGCAGAGAACAGUGACGUAGAAGGAAUCUUUGCUUCCGCCAAUGAGCAAACGCAGGGCCUUGUACUUGCCACCUCUCGUGCAGAUGUGGGCCCUCUUCUUGCCCGAACUACAUGCAGCGCUGAAGGCGUCGUCAUCCGAUGCGACCGCUCUGUCGACGCACGUGCCCAAACUCGCGAUUUUGCUGGCUCCCCACUCGGUGACGAGGACACCUCUUUCGCAGACGAGGAUCACACAGAUGCCGAGGGUCUUGAACUAGACGACGAUGGUGUUUAUUUUGCCUCAGACUACGUCAAUCAAGUCGUUUUUCCAGACGACGAAGACGAGGUUUCUUGCGAGUUCACACUUCACCGACGAUCAAAGAGCCAAGAUGUACACCACAGCGAAGGUCUCUCCAAUCUUGUUGCCCUGACAAACAGCAUUUCUGAUGACCUACUUCAGCUUGAGUCAGGUUGUCAAGAACUGAUUCACCGUGUUCACGCCAACAGAAUUGAGCUUGACAAGGUUAACGAUCGCCUGAGUUUUGUGUGGGACAACAAGGAUGAUUGCCGUCCGCCUUCAAUGAACUCAGUGAUGGAAAAUUCGUGGAGUAGCGACUACACCCAUCGGUAUACCCCACUUGGGAGGUCUUUCAUCUCAUCAACUGGUUCCUGUGUCUGCAACUGUCAAAAGGCGGAAGAAGUCGGGAGUUCACAAUUCUACCACGCUGCGUGCGACGAGGAAGUGGAGGCAGCUUCUGCAGUCAGUGGCACAGUCUUGUCCGACCUCACUCUCGGCCGAUCUGAAUGCACAUGUGACGAAAAUUCCAUCCAACCUGACUCUACCAUCGAGAAUGACGAUAAUGUUGAACGGCGUGAAAUUAGGCCUUUUGAAGCCACCCUUAAUCACACCUGUCUCCGGCCCAAAUCCACCGAACUCAGCCAUCUGCGCCUUGCCAACUAG